AUGCCAGUCUCGCCCGCUCUUGCCGCGGAUGACUCAACACUCGUUCACCUCAGCGAUCCGCCUUCGGUCCGUCCGGAGCCGAAACCGCUUGCCGUUCUGCAGAAUGUGUUCGGGUACAGCAGCUUCCGCGGCAAACAGCAAGCCGUCAUCGAAACCCUCAUUGACGGCAGAGAUGCCGUUGUCCUGUUUCCGACAGGAGCCGGGAAAUCACUUUGCUUUCAGAUCCCGGCCCUGUGCAGACGUGGUGUCGGAAUUGUCGUCUCUCCGCUGAUCGCCCUCAUGAAGGAUCAGGUCGGUGCCCUGUGCGCCGCCGGCGUCCGUGCAGCCGCACUCAAUUCGACCCUGUCAGGUGAAGAUCAGGCUGCUUUGAGAGAAGAGUUGCGCCGCGGCGAAAUCGACCUUCUCUACGUGACACCCGAGCGCCUAGGCAACGAGAGCUUCCGCAAGUUUCUGGAUACGCUCGACAUAGCACUCUUUGCGAUCGACGAGGCGCAUUGCGUCAGUCAGUGGGGGCACGAUUUCCGCCCUGAAUACAUGUCGCUUUCAUGCCUCGCCGAAAGAUACCCCGGCGUCCCCAGGGUCGCCCUCACCGCGACCGCCGACCCGCAUACGCAAGAGGACAUCCUUUCCAGACUGAAACUGGAAGAGGCAAAGGUUUUCGUUACAAGUUUCGACCGGCCCAACAUCCGCUAUGAAAUCGUCGAACGUUCGAACCAGCGCCAGCAAUUGCUGGACUUCCUCGCAAAGCACAAGGGUGAAAGCGGCAUCGUCUACUGCCUGUCACGUGCCAAGGUUGAAGAUAUCGCCGCGUGGCUGUCUGCCAAGGGAACGAGGGCAUUGCCCUAUCAUGCCGGUUUGCCGGCAGACCAGCGGGCCGCCAACCAGGAUGCCUUUCUCCUGGAAGAGGGCCUGUGCCUUGUCGCGACGGUUGCCUUCGGCAUGGGGAUCGACAAGCCGGAUGUGCGCUAUGUCGCGCAUCUUGACCUGCCCUCCUCCGUCGAAGCCUACUAUCAGGAAACGGGUCGGGCAGGACGCGACGGAGCGCCUUCAGAAGCCUUCAUGGCCUACGGUAUGGCUGAUCUGGUGCAGCGGCGCCGCAUGAUCGCGGAAGGCGACGCUCCGGACGAGGUCAAGCGGGCGGAAAAUACGAAGCUGAACGCGUUGCUGGGCAUCUGCGAGACGGUAGGAUGCCGCAGGCAGGCGCUUCUGGCUCAUUUCGGGGAAACCUAUCCGCAACCCUGCGGCAAUUGCGAUACCUGCCUCUCACCCGUUGAGACCUGGGACGGGACGGAGGCGACCCGAAAACUGAUGUCGGCAAUCUACCGCACGGGUCAGCGUUUCGGCACGGGACACGUGAUUGACGUUCUGCUCGGCAAGUCCAAUGAAAAGGUCACCCGGUUCGGACACGAAAACCUGUCUGUCUUCGGCAUCGGCCAGGAUCUGUCGCAAAAGACAUGGCAAUCGAUCGCACGACAGUUGGUCGCGGCGGGCUUCGUUGAUGUGGACCAUGCCCAGUUCGGAGCGCUUGUGCUGACUGAAAGCGCGCGGCCGGUCUUGCGCGGAGACAAAACAAUUGCCCUGCGCAAGGACAGAAGCGCUGCCGGACUGAAACAGACACGUUCUUCAAGAUCGGCAUCCGUCGCGGACGAAUUCGAGGACGAGGACAAGCUGCUUUUUCAGCGAUUGCGACGUCUCCGGACACAGAUCGCGCGGGAUCAGAAUGUUCCUCCAUACGUCGUCUUUCCCGAUGCGACGCUCGCCGGGAUAGCGGCUGCCAGACCGGUCAGUGCCGACGCACUUUUGGGCAUAUCAGGCGUGGGUCAGUCCAAGCUGGAGAAAUAUGGCGAAGCUUUCAUGGACCUGGUGGAAGCUUUCGAAGCCGGCGUAUGA
Effrenium voratum is the source of this 1890-nucleotide messenger RNA. NCBI's taxonomy places the organism in Eukaryota, Dinophyceae, Suessiales, Symbiodiniaceae. The record is from the annotation of a GenBank genome assembly.